Molecule: messenger RNA, 579 nt
Organism: Acipenser ruthenus (sterlet)
Lineage: Eukaryota; Metazoa; Chordata; Actinopteri; Acipenseriformes; Acipenseridae
Product: cytochrome c oxidase subunit 5B, mitochondrial-like
Exons: 4
Coding region: 90-476 (128 amino acids)
Biological process (GO): mitochondrial electron transport, cytochrome c to oxygen
Cellular component (GO): mitochondrial envelope
Source: RefSeq, a predicted model, not a curated record
CUAGGUUCCUAUUAACCACCUUGGUUACUAUAAAAUAUUACGCUGCCUCUGUCAGUUCCGAAGUAGCUUGGUCUCCGUGAGAAGUGAAAAUGGCAACUCAGUUUUUAAUCCGAACUUCAUACAAAGCUGUGCGCUUGGCAGCAGCGAACCACCUCUCAAGAACUCCCGUAAGAGUUAUGAGCACUGCAAAGGGCAUCCCAACCAAUGAGGAGCAAGCCACAGGGCUGGAGCUCCGAGCUCUACUGGCCCAGAAGAAGGGAAAGGACCCGUAUAGUAUUUUCAGGCCUAAGGAGUAUGCAGGAACCAGUGAGGACCCACAUAUUGUUCCUUCCAUCGGCGACAAGAGACUGGUUGGCUGCCUCUGUGAGGAAGAUAACACUGCCAUUGUCUGGUUCUGGUUACACGAAGGGAAUCCAGAGCGCUGUCCAUCCUGUGGAUCGCAUUACAAACUGAUUCAUCAAGAGCUUCCACAUUAAACGGGAGGAGGUAUCCAAAGAAACCACUCAUUUAAUGUCUUUUUAUUAAAUGGAGAUGUGUGCUCUUUAAAGAAUUAAACAAUUCAAUAAAGUGUUUGUCUGA